AUGGACGAGUCGGCGAAACGACACAUCAAUGACCUGCCCUUCGAGCUCCUGCAGGAGAUCUUGGUCUGCGCGGCGUUCCUCGUCGACGAACAUCCCACGCCUUCAUUCAUGGGCCAGCGCUACGACGAUCUGGAUCCUGCGCGCGCGAGUUCACAGGCGGUGUGGAACUGGCUGGACGUGAUGGCCGUGUGCAAGCUGUGGAGAACCGCUGCGAACGAGUCGCCACAAUUCCACAGCCGCGUCGCGCUGCAGAACGCGUUUGCGAUGCGGCGCAGUCUCGCCCUUUCGCACGGGGUUCCUCUGCGUAUCAUCAGUGGACGCGUGCAGAGCUGGAUGGAGUUUAAGAUGGUUGGGUUGGAGGAGGCUUUGGGUGGGGUUCUGCCGCGGGUCUGCGAGAUUGACCUUGUGGCGUCACCGGACGCAUUCGGUGUCGUACAGGCAGUCAUGAUCACUAUCCUCAGCAACCCCGCGCCCCUCCUACGUCGUCUCCGCGCGCGUUAUCUCCCAGGCGUAGACGGCCCAGCCCUCAUUGAUGCAGAGCAAUACGAACCUAGCGAUCGACCUUUACGAGACCUUACUCUCACCGGACUCCAGUUCUCUAAGCGAACCUCGUUCUUCCCCCCUUCCCUGCGCUCUCUGAGUCUCACACAAUGCCAUCUAUUCGAGGACGCAGGUGCUCAGACGCUAUGCGACCUACUGGGAUCUCUGCCCGACCUCGAAGUCAUCGACUUCCGCGACACCGUGCUCGCCGAUCUCGCCGAACCAAUACGCGUAUCCCUCCCGACACAUCCCACACAUCUACAACGCCUACGUCGUCUCACACUCGACGCGCCAUACAUGACUGUACACCGCUUCCUCGGGCUUAUCACGUUCCCAACUACGACGAGCGUCGAGCUGAGCUUGCAAAGCGUGACGAGCGCCUUACUCACGCUCGGGCCUCCGGACGCGCUGCUCGGGUUCUUGAAGCGCCAUGUCGGCGCUGCUUCUGAGUCGGGCUCCGGGUAUACGCGGGUGGGGACGCAUUUGGAUGUAUCGCCUUACCAUGGGGAGCUGAGCUAUGCUUGGACCUUCUCGCGUCCACACAACGCGGACGAUACGGCUGUGCUCCCUGGAUCGAUGACGGUCAAAUGGACGUUCAGCGUUAAGCGCCACUACGAGUUUCCGGUCAUGGCCGGCUACGUCAAGUUCGUCAUUGAACUCAUUCCGCAUGCGAAUGUGCCUCAUACGUUGCAUGUCCUGCAAUCCGGCAGUUUCGCACGAUGGCGGCGUGAAGGGGAGGAGCUGAACGAGUAUGAUUGCUGGUUCACACCAUACGAGGUCGGGCUUGAGAGUACUGUCGAGCUUUGGUUUGCGGGUGGUGCGAUCCUCGACGCGCUAUACUGGUUCGCGAACAAUCAACGAUGCGGAGGAUGGUCCGGACGGUCAGACUACCCCACGCUCAAAGUCCUUGGGUUUCGCAAUCCCAGCAUGUACCUCGACGAAAGUCUCAUUGGCGAACGGGACGGGCAGAUCGAAGGAGUUGUACGAAGGCAUCCUGGCAAGAACUACGCAGUGAAGUUCUGGAACUGUGAGGUGCCGGACCAGUUGAGGCGGGAGAUGGUGGAGGUGUUUGGAUGCAAUCUGGAGAUCAUACAGUAA
Messenger RNA from Peniophora sp. CBMAI 1063, 1638 nucleotides. NCBI's taxonomy places the organism in Eukaryota, Fungi, Basidiomycota, Agaricomycetes, Russulales, Peniophoraceae. The record is from the annotation of a GenBank genome assembly.